Didymella exigua CBS 183.55 is the source of this 1749-nucleotide messenger RNA. RefSeq lists its product as uncharacterized. Lineage: Eukaryota; Fungi; Ascomycota; Dothideomycetes; Pleosporales; Didymellaceae. The transcript has a single exon. Bases 1 to 1749 code for a protein of 582 amino acids. Gene Ontology annotation, cellular component: fungal-type vacuole membrane; TORC1 complex. The record is from RefSeq and is a predicted model, not a curated record.
AUGGCAGAACCCGGCACGGCGUCGCCUGAGCAGGCCGGGUCGUCGCGGGCGAAGCGACCAGCGCCCAUGACGCGGCAGAGCAGCAGCCAGUCGCACAUUUCGCAGAGCCCAUCGGAGAAAGGGCACCACCGGCCGCAGCAGCACAAGGUCGUGCAUCGCCACGUCGCAGGCGGACGCAUGCAGCGAACGGCGUCGACGGGCAAGAAUCUGGGCAAGGCGGGCAAAGCCACGCAGCACACGCACACGCAGGCGCAGGCACAGGGCCAGGCGGCCGACGAGGGCGGGCGACACCACCGCCGCUCGCAGUCGGGCACGUCGCUGUCGGUGCCCAGCAGCCCACGGCCGGGCUUCAAGCGCAAUGCCUCGUCGGGCGCCAUCAUGCGGCACAACCCAAGCGCCCACGCCCACGCCGGCCUGCGCAAGAACCACAGCAGCGGCCACCUGGUCGGCAAGGCCAAGGGCGGCAAGUCAUCCAAGGACCUCGCCCCGGCCAAGGGCAAGCUGGGCAAUCCGUCGCGGUCGCGCCAGGUGUCGCCCGAGGAGCGGCCCAUUGUGCACUUUGACGUCGGCAACGACGACGACGACGGCGACGACGACGACGAGGAGGGUGGCUGGACCGAGGAGAGCGCCAGCCAGUCGCCCAACACGACGCGCUCCAACACGCGCUCGAGCUCUGUGGCCGCAGAGGCCCAGCGCGUCGUCGACGAUGCGACCGAGAGCAAUACGCGCGCCAACGCCGGCGACGCACUCGCAGAGCAGACCGACGCACCCACGCCCGCACCCGCAGGCGCAAACGCUACCUAUACGCUGCCUGAGCGCGUCCGCCCGCCCACGCAGACACCCAGGGCCGCCUCGUCGCACCACUCGCGCCAGCCCGACGCCGACCUCAUCACCUCGCGCCUCCUCCAGCGCAGCGCCUCGCACACGGUCGUCGCCCCGCAGCCGUCGUCGGUCUCGGCGACGGUCCAGCACGGCGGCCACCAGCACAGCGGCCACCAGCUCGGCACCUCGGUCGGCAGCGCCUCGGUCGGCAGCACGCUCGUCGACACGCCCGGCCGCGACCUCGUCUCGCGGUUCAUGGACGGCGACGGCAGCGCCGGCACGCCCUACGACGGCAGCUACAUGGCCGGCCGCCGUGCCUCGCGGACCGACGGCGGGCCGACCAAGUCGCCGCCCAACGUCGCCGAGCACGACGAGGCCGCCGACACGCCGACGCGCCCGCACUCGCUCCGCUCCGGCGCCACCACCCCGAACCUCUUUCCCUCGGCCCCGAACCGCACCCAGAACAAGCUCCUCCUCCAGCGCGCCGCCAGCGCCAUCGAGCCCCACGCGCCCGUCCCCGCCAUCCUGCGCUCCGCCGGCCCCUCGUUCCACAACAUCGGCCUGUCGUACCCCGGCGAGGGCCGCCUCGAUCCGCGCCUACAGCAGCAAUUCAACCACGUCGCCAUCGAGUACAGCGUCGUGCAGCGGUAUAGAAACCCGCUCGCUGACAGCAUCCUCCGCCUCCAGCAGAUACCGGGCAUGCUGCGCAAGCUGCGGGCCAGCAAGCCGGGCAGCGCGCACGGUGGCAGCGCGCUGGGCACUACGACGCUGAGCAGCAGCAUCCAUGAGAACGGGGACAUGGACGGCGCGGGGUCGCGGCGCAGCAGGGCGGGCUCCGCGGGCGGUGCCGACGAGACGCCGCGUAACGAGGCACAGGAGCUGUGUCGCAGCAUGUGGGACAGUGCGCAGAUUACGCGCGGCGACUGA